This is a messenger RNA of Fomitopsis serialis, 1308 nucleotides long. RefSeq lists its product as uncharacterized. Lineage: Eukaryota; Fungi; Basidiomycota; Agaricomycetes; Polyporales; Fomitopsidaceae. The transcript is spliced from 19 exons. The coding region runs from base 1 to 1308 and encodes 435 amino acids. The record is from RefSeq and is a predicted model, not a curated record.
AUGGGAGCCGGUCUAAUGUCGUAUGGAACCCUCGAGGUCUUUAUCGUGGGCACCUACGCGCAGACCAUCGUCGGUCUUGACGUACACGUAUCUCAGAAACCGAAGAUAGACCCCUGGUGGAUCCCGUCCGUCGUAUCGCUCGUUUGGCUGCUAUGUACCCUCUGCACUGCGAUGGACGUCUACACGGUUCUGUACUUCACGGUCAUCAAUCACGCCGUCUCGCUGUCUUCGGAAACACCACCUUGGAGUCUGUCUCUCCUAACAUCCAUCAUGACAUCGACUACAACAGCUGUGAGGCUCCUCUAUCUUAGCAGGAUAUGGCGAUUCCACCAGAAGAAGGCCGAAUGGAGUAUACUGCUCGUUGUCGACAUAGUCGUUGUGGCUGUGCUGUCUCUGCUCGGAAUAUGUGAGUUUCCGUACUACGACCUCGGCGAGACGGGGCUAGGUGCUGAUGCAAAGUUGUGCACAGCAGGAGGGAUUGUAAUAUCCGUCUACCGCUUUCAUCCACAAUCCAUGAAGAAUCCUUCCCACUUGAGGCGUGCGUUGGAAGCGACCCUCGCGGCGGGGAUUUGCGCGGAUGUGCUCCUGGUUGUCACCCUUUGCCUAUCGCUGUACAGGGCACGCUCAGGGCUCCGGAGAACCGACUCUGCGCUUACGCUGUUCAUCCUCUACACGAUUUACAAUGGUACGCCCGUCUUGAAUUCGGUCAGCGUGCGCCUACGAUUACAGGUUCCUUCCAACCUUGCUUAUCGCGUGGGUGUAGGUUGUUCGGCUCGCCUCUUUGGUUUCGUGUAUGCACACCAGGGACGCUCCUCUUUCCCCUUCUACAUCCAGAUAGGAAACCUGUUUCUCAUCGGCUUCCUCAACCACCGCAAGACCGUCCGCUCGCGGAUCCAGCGCGAGCUCGACCUGAACUACGACGCAUUUGACAUGGUGCCCGACAGCGCGACGUGCGCUUCGCCCCCGACGCGCGCGACCUCCUCCCGAGUGCCCUCGAACUUGAUCGGCAGUCCCAGUUCGUCGCAAGACGCGUCGGAGCCCACUCGGACGGGCAGCGUCCGCGCAGACGGGUGCUCGGAAUUGGUGGUGGACUGGGACACGGGCGACUCGGACGCGUCCAGCCGAUCGCAGGAGCGUGAGCGGGUGAAGGUGAACGCCGAGGACGAGGACGACAGGCGGGGUCGGACGCCAGCGGAGGCAAAUGUAUGGGUACCGCCCACACGCACUGCGCAGAUGGAUGUCGACUCGCGGAGACGUGGGUUCUACGGACAGUCGACGGCAUCGGACUCGUUGUGCUUGAUAGCAUGA